AUGUUUACUUAUUUUGCAGCCACUUCUAGUGGUCUACAGUUUGAGCAGGUUCUUAUCAAUGCAAACCAGAAGGAGUUAAUAUGUGAGGAAGUAGGUAAACACUGGAAAAAACUGGGUUCAGCCUUAGGGCUCUCAUCAGCUUUUCUGAAUAACACUGAGACUGAUCACAGCGGUGAUUGCUGUGAAAGGGUACAAAAAGUGCUUGAAAAGUGGCAACAAGAAAACGGAAGUGGAGCAACAAUGGAAGUUCUUAAAAAUGCUCUGAUGAAGAUAGGGAGGACAGAUGUUGCUGAAAAACUGCUUGAAAUAAGAAAAGUGGAGACAAGCUCACGUUACGAUAAAGCGCGAUUUCAGAGGUUACAAAGUACAGUGGAACAGUUGGGGAAGGAUCUAAAGGAAAGAAUCCAAUGCAUGGAGGAAAAAUUUUCAGAGCUGCAAAAGUACCUCUCAAUUAGAAAUAUUAAUCUGAAAAAUCAGGAGCAGGAAAUGAUUCCAGUUGGAGAAGAUGAUGAUUCUCGUCAGCCAGCCGGGCUGGCUGACCGCACUCAGAAAGGCAAUGGACAGAGAUAUAGGGAUAGGCAAACAUGCGAGGGUUCAACUACGGAUGAAUGCCAGAUAUGUUUGCGUUUGAGAAAGGAACUAAAUGACAUGAGAACAGAGCGCAAAAAAGAUAAGAAGAAGUGGGAAGAAGAAGAAAAAAGUUUGAAAAAGGAAAUCAUGCAACUCAAGAGUAAAAAUGAUGCCUUGCAGGAAGCCUACAAUGGACAACUGGCGACGAUAAAAGAAUUCGAAAAAACAAGCGAUCCGAUUACGAAAACGAAGGCAAAAGUUAUGGAAAACUUGGAAGAACAGAUUGAAAAUCUAAAAGCCGCGACAGAAAAAUUAAUGAAACUUAUAAAAGAUCAAACGGAUCUAGAAGAGCCCAGGCAGUUAAAGGCUAAAAUUUAUGAGCUGUGGACUCAAAAAGAAAAGCUACGUAAAAGAGUAGAAAACGGUGAGAUGGAGCGCAACAGGCUACAAGAGGAGCUUGAGAAGUACAUCAACUCCAGAAGGCGCGUUUUCUCGCCAACCGGAGAGCAAUUUGGUGGAAACUGCCGUGGUGUCAUAUGCUUCUUGAAGAGAGAAGCCUCGGCUAAGCUGGUAGCUAACAGAUCCACCGAUUACAUCGGAAAUGUGAAUGACAUACUUAACCAUGAGACGGGCACCACCAGUGGGACAGAGGAUAAGGAAAAUUCAUGGUGGUCCAUCGAUCUGGGCUUACGCUAUCGGCUUAUAAUCACAAACUGCUCUUUGAGGGACGGUAAUAUGUAUGGAAAGUUAGCACCUAUAAAUUGGAAACUAGAGGGAUCUAAUGAUGGAAAGAAAUGGGAUGGUCUUGAAACUAUUCACAUGAAGGAUUCACAGUGUAUGUGCAGAGACACAUCUUUGUAUCAUACGAGAAUUUGGUCUGUUGUGGGGGAAAUAGCGCCUUUUCGUUUUUUUCGAAUUUUCCAGACAGGUACAAAUUCCUCUGACAGCAAUGGAUUAUAUCUAUCUGGAAUUGAGCUGUAUGGAAUACUUCUAAACAUUUGA
Molecule: messenger RNA, 1572 nt
Organism: Pocillopora verrucosa
Lineage: Eukaryota; Metazoa; Cnidaria; Anthozoa; Scleractinia; Pocilloporidae
Source: RefSeq, a predicted model, not a curated record